AUGUUCCACAGAGACAUCACAGCGAUGGUGUUCUGCUCCCAGCUGGACGCUCUGAUCACUGCGUCUGAGGAGCUCUCCAUCAGAGUCUGGGGUCCGGACUGGGACCUUCGGAUGGCUUUUGUUGGACAUAAUGGUGUGGUGAGCUCUCUGUUCUUCUGCCCGGCGGCCAGCAUGCUGCUCUCAGCCUCUCAGGAUUGUACGAUCCAGUGCUGGAGCCUCACGGACGGAGAUGUGGUGGAGUGCGUCCACGUGGAGCAGGAAGCCCCUCCGCUGUGUAUACGAGGAAAUAAAAAGGGAGAUACCUUCUUCUCGUUCUCUCGGCAGGGCGUGGACGUUUGGAGCGUCAGAUCCCUGUACACCCUGCACUGUGCACUCAGAGGAGCUCCUCUGAGGCAGAUCCUAACAUCGCCCGUUCCUGCUCCUUACCCCAAACGAGUGCUGUGUCUGAGCGGAGACAGUGACAUCACGCUGGUGGCUGCAGAAACAGGAGCAGUGUUGACUUCUUUCAGAGCCCAGCAGAGGCUCCUGUGUGCUGACUACUGCCUGCAGAGAGAGACCCUGCUGGCUCUGACACACACAGGCACAGUGCUGCAGGCCAGCACGCUCACUAACCCCAUCUCUGUGAUGCAGGAGUGGCAGGGCAGAGGUCAGGGGGUUUGGAGGCGUAAAGAUCAUGUGACCGAGAAAGACGCUCAGACUCUGCCCCCCCCCGGCCCCGCACAAUGCCUGGUUCUCUACAGCUGUGUGUCUGAAACACAAGAAGCUGUGGAGGAGUGGAGGAGUAUGCAGCAGAGGAGAGGAAGCUCCCACAGGAAGACAGCAAAUCUAGACGAUGACGAGAACAAGUGA
Notothenia coriiceps (black rockcod) is the source of this 849-nucleotide messenger RNA. Its product is annotated as WD repeat-containing protein KIAA1875-like. The record is from RefSeq and is a predicted model, not a curated record. Lineage: Eukaryota; Metazoa; Chordata; Actinopteri; Perciformes; Nototheniidae. Bases 1 to 849 code for a protein of 282 amino acids. The transcript is spliced from 2 exons. Gene Ontology annotation, molecular function: protein binding.